AUUGAGGAAGAUGUUAUAAUAUUGGGAAUUGUUGGAGUUUAAUUUCGUGAAGUAAUUUUGUUAAGAAAUGAAGUAUAUGACGCUUCCCCCUUUUUAAUUUAUAAUGUGAUUUCUUAACAUUAAUUAAUAUAUGUGUGAUUGUACUCUGAUGUCUGUACUUGUAAAAUAAUCCAUGAGAAUACGUCAAUAUUCAAUAUCUACUUCUACUACUGAGUGCUAGGCUUGGUAUACCAGUUAACCAUACUACUAUAUUUACAAGUACUACUGGCAAAUAGUUUUGAUUACAUAAGAGGUCCAUAUUUCAACAGAGAAGUUAUGGAUACGAGUAAAACUAGAAAGAUCAAAUCUCUUUUGUUACAAGCCUGGAGAGAACGCUGGACUGAUAUUAAAUGGGGAAUAAACAUUAAGAACGUCUUGCCACGAGGUGUUAGCGGAGAUGUGUAUGAUUUGGCAGAUUGUAUUCUACAGCAAGCACUGGUAGGACCAGGUCCGAACAGCUUAUUUUUGUCCUAUUUGACUCACUGUCUUAGCUCUCAUGUAGUUUCAUAUGGAGCUGUAUUGAUCAGCAUAGGACGCUACCAAAGUUUCUACAAACCAUACUGUAUUAUAAGUUUGCUUGAUCUCUUAAAAUCAAUCCAGCCAAGAAUUAGUUGCCACUAUGGGAAUGAGGAAGAAUGUAUUGGUCUUUGUCAAGCAGUUGUUAAUGUUACACACUGGUUGUAUUCUUGUGUUCUUCAUUCACUUUCAAAGUUAGCAGAGCUUAAACAAAGUCCAGAAAACAUGUCUAUACUGGAAAAGGCUGUAGAAUCCCUUAGUUUCUUCAGCAACUCCACGUUUCUGAAAGCUCUCUUGUUUGUUGGAAAACAUGAAGAUCAGAGUAUGUAUUCUCAGCUUGUUCAGAAACAGCAGGAACUAGAGAGUAAGGUAACCCAAUUACAAGGUUUCAACUUAUCUAAAGAUAAUAUAGAAGUAACUCUGAGACUUGUGAAGAGUGUACAAGAUUUGCCUAACAUUUCCACCAAAAGCACCCUUAGUAAGUCUUUGAGACCUCAACCAAUAGUAUGCAGUUUGAAUGCUUUGAUUGCAAUUGAUGCAGUGCUUAGCCCUGCAAGUGAUAUUCAGGCUUGUGUUGAUCAGUUGCUACUUGUACAAAAGCUAGAGAACCUCUCCCUACCAGAAUUUUAUUGUGAAAUCAUAAGGGCUUGUUUCAUGGGCCUUGCUGAUGCAGCUGGGAGCUCAGAAGAUCUUAAAUGGGCAGCUUUCACCUUCUUAAAAGUCCCACAAUUUAUUGCCAAAGUGCAUAAAGCUUGUAAAGAAGACCCUUCAUGGAACCUUGGAGAGGAUUCAGCUCCACUUGAACAGGGUUUGGAACUGUUAAUGCAAUACACUCCGUUACUAGAUCUUACUGACACCAGAAGUAAUUGUGACUGUUUGCAGUUUCUUCUUCACGAGCUCUGCAAAGUGAAGCUUCUGAGUGAUGCCCAGUAUGAUAGAUUAUUGGCACGCAGACAGAGAGAAUCAUUACGGCAAACACUUCCUCGUUCAGAUCAACAAUCCAGUCAAGCUGGGGCGAGCUUAAUACUCCGAGCUGAACCUACUGUGACAAGCAUUCUUAAAACCUUAGAUUCUGAUUAUUCUAAAAACCAAGAUGCCCUUCUUGGAGUAUUGAGUCAUAUGAACACUGGAAAAAGCUUUGAGUUGAUUUUGUCUGCUGCAGCAGCAACUGGUAAACUGCAUAGUUUUGCAACAAAACUGAUAAAGUUUAAUGAAUACAACAAAGAAAAUUCUGGCCCACCAGAAGAUUUCAAAGCUGCACAGACCCGUGCAUUGUUGUUUGACAUUACCUUUCUAAUGUUAUGUCUAAUUGCUCAACAAUAUGGAAUUGAAGCAGUUACGUCAAACCCAGAAACAAAAAAUUCUUUCUUCUAUACUUGGGUUACAGAAUGUUUAGCAGAAAGUGGCAAGUAUAAAAAUCCUGAUACUGUUUUGAGUAGAUGUGAUUCAUCUGUUGUUGAUAAUUUGCUUUCCCAGUUCACUAAUCCAGACCAGGAGUUCAGAACUACCCUUGUCAAAUGGCAUGAAGUGUGUAUCAAUGGCCCCAUGGCCAUCAAAGAAAUCCUUGUGGCAUGGCAAUAUGAUGCAUUACCUACUGCAACUGUUAAAAAUAUUCUUGAUCAUGUGAAAAGCAAAAUGUGUUGUUUGCCUGUUUGUAUUUCAGCUUGGUUGUGCAAUUAUGUGAAUAUUCUUCAUCACGAUGAGAGGUUGAAACCUGUGAACAUGAUACAGCACUUUACAACACCAUACUCAGGAGAUGGACUUGGAGGAAUGUCUUCAGGUCAGGAACAGGUAAAUCAAUACUAUAAGGAAAGAUCAACCUUAAUGAUCAACAUUAUCAAGAAAAUGAUGUAUGAUUUGCACCCUCCAUCCCAGACAAAAUCUAAAGGUGUUCAUGCCAUUUCUCAAGGGCUCACUGUUCGGACUCCUUUGUGGGAAAUAAUGGAUGGAAUUUUUAUAACUGCCCAUGGUCGAGGCUGGUUAGAUCUUAAAACAACCCACAGCCUUGACACGUUGAUGUGUGUUGGGGGACCUCAAUGGUUUUGUGAUACACUAGUGAGACAAGCUUUGAAGUUUGAUCAUCUUGAUGACUUGCACCGUGCAGUGGAAUUAAUAUUUGGUCUAUUUUAUAUAGACAUUGAACAGUGUGCAUUAGCUUUGUUGCUGCAUGUUUUGCCUAUUUACAUACGUUCUGAGUCCCGUCAACAUCUCUUAGCUGAACCACAUGGAUCAGCCCUUGCUAGACUUGUAGUACUUACUAUAUAUGCAGCACUUCAAGCCAGACAAAGUGCAAACCAACAUGGUGGAAGAAGUGGGAGAACAAAGAGACCCAGACGGGAUAUGGAAAUGGAAGAAAUGUAUGAAAUUUUUGAUCGAGAGAGGCCAAGUAAGAUAAGAAGAGGAGUAAGUGACAUGGAGCUACUAGAUGAAACACCUUUUGGUUUACAGUCAAAUUAUGAAGAGACUCGUGCCAUGGCUUGGGAUCCUUUGAACAGAGCAAUUGCAGAUACUAUGCGCAUGUUAUCACAUAUUGCUUCGGACAAUUUUGUUAGUCAGCGUUCCACAUUCCCACUCCUAAUUCUUGAACAACUGGUUCUUUGUGCCAAAGAACAAGCCAAUGCUGUAUUACAGUUCAUGCCACUUGGCCUGGUCCCCCAUAUGGUCAAAAUGAUGCCUGAAUUCUUCACUUUUGAACUGGUACUUGCUGUGAGCAGUUUACAAACAGCUCGUGCUCGGAAGGUUGCAGCCAGAACCCUCUGUCAACUAGAUGUUGCACGAAGUAAGAUAGAAGCUUCAUAAAUCCAACAAUUUUUAGGAUAUGUUGAGUUAACUGUAAACAACAUUUACUAUGCAUUUAGAAAUUUAUCAUUGAUAUUGUUUAAAAAGCAGUUGGGUCUUUUUAGAAUUUAAUGCAGAUUGAUGGUACUUAGCAAGACAGGGCAUAAGUUUUAAGCAGAAGUGUGGAAUUACUUUAUAUUUCCAGAUGCAUGAAACAACAAGAUUUGUUUGAAGGUUGACAAGUUUGAAGUUGACAUGAAUAUUUAUUAAUGAAUGGCAGUUGCUAUGAAGGAAGCAGUUUUAGCCUGGUGUGAUGAGUUAUCUUAAUGGACAUCAUGUAUUGAAGUUAUUGAAAUACCAUACUGCUUCUGCUUUCCCCAAGUUAAGAUGCAACAUUUUGGUGUGUAAGUCAUUGCAACAACUUCAAGCAUUGGUGAGCUAACCCUUCUGACACCAGAAUCAGAAUAAUCAGCAGAACAUUUGGCUGUUUUGUUACUCACCGGUUCUCUAUUUUAGUGAUUUUUUGUUUGGCUAAACUGAAACCCUUAAUAGCUUUUAAAAACCUCAAAAACCUAACUUAGAUGUUUAUAAAAGUUUCUUAGACUGUUAUAAGAGAGAUUUGAAGCUAUGAUGAGCAAUACAUAUGUGGCAGCCAUUUUUUUUCCUGGCCCUACAUUCUAAGCACUGUCAUGCUUAUUGAUAGCUUACAUGGAAAACACAGUGAAUUACAUUAUGGACAGAAUUGAGUUGCCAAUGGCAUUGUAUAGAUCAGUGAUUCCCAAAUUUAACAUCUCGCAAACCUCUUUCGUGAAAAUGCCAAAUCUUGCAAACCUCCUCCUUUUCUUCCUUACCUGAUUAUAAAAACAAUGAUCUUGGAAAUAUAAACACACUAUUAUUACAUUAUUAUUUAUCAUUACAAUAUAGAUUUUAUUACAUUAUGAAAACAGCAACACUCUUCCAAGAUUUCACUUUCGUAUCACCGAUUAAGCCUAAACUUUUUUCAUCUUAAUUUUAAGAACAACACUAGUAGUCUGUUUAAUUUUAAAAAGAGCAAAAAAUACCCCUCACCUUUCCACUUCUGUUAAGGAGUCUUGAAGUUAUAAUCUAUUCAGUGUGAUGAAUGCGUGCAAACACUUGUUUCUGUCAUUAUGGAAUUUUUUAUAAGAACCCCCUGAAACAUUUUGUGAACCCCCAAAAAGGUUCAUGGACCACAGUUUGGGAACCACUGGUAUAGGUUAUCUCACAAUAAAAGCAAAAUCCUAAAAGAUAUUAUUAUUUUUUUUUGUCAGUGUUUUGUGGGACCAGGAGAGGGCAAGUAGAUUUCUUUAGCAUUUUGUCCCUUGGACAAGAAGUUUUUGAAAAAUUCUACACCCAUGUAAGUGUGUUAAAACUCAUGAUUUCAAGAACUGAAGAAGACUGAUAAUAUGUUAGCAUGCAUCAAAAAUCAGUUUGUUUUUGUAAUUGAAUUGUUUAGUUAACUGAUUUCAUAAUUAGAAAGAGAAAAGCAUUUUUUCCCUUAUUGAAACUGUCUGUUUGUGUGUGUGUGUGUAUAUAUAUAUAUAUAUAUAUAUAUAUUCAGUUUCAUCCAUUUCUCAUUCAAAAAUUCAAUACUUAACUUACAGAAUGCCACUAUUAUUGGUGCCACAAUGUGACUGAAUAAACCAUUCUCAUGAAGAGAAGCCGUGUAAAAAUUUACAUCACAAAGUAGAAUUGAAUGUACAAAGAAAAAUACACUAAGCUGCACAGAGUUGACCUCCAAAUGAUUUUUGAAAAUAAAUUUUAGCAUCAAAUAUUCUAAAGUUAAAUACUGCAAAUACCAAAUAAACUUAUGAUAUUUUAACUUUAAAAAAAUUAAGAAAUAAUAAAAGUAGUUAUCAAUGUUAAUCAAUUUACUUCAUAUUUAAUUUGAAAAAAUGUGAUAUUUUUGUCAUUAGGGGAAACCUGGAAACCUAAAGAUAAUUGCUGAACCCUAUAUAAAAUACAGAUACUAAAAAAUUAGGAAGGUUGUUUACAAAUUUUUCUCAAAGUUCUAAUUAAAUUGGACCUAGGGGGUUAAAGGUAUAUAUAUAUUUUUUUUAGUAACUGCAUUUUGUUUUACACUUGGAGAUGUCAUUUGUUUUUUCAUAGCUCUAAGUUUAAAUAGAAAAGUUUUUGUGAAAGAAGGAAGAUGUUUAAUGAAAACCCCUCAAACUUGAGAAAUUUAUUGUAUGAUAUUUUACUAUACAUUAUAUAUGGUUAAUGAAAUAGUUUGAUUUUUUGGUGUUUUAUCUUGAAGUAGUGUGAACAAAUAAACUUAUGACAUUUAACUUUAAAAAAAUUGUAAGAACUGUAAACAGUUAACAAUUUUAAUGAUUUUAUGUGGCAUAAAUUUAGAAGAGAAAAUGUGCAAACCCAUAAUUAGUCUAAUUAGUUUUUGUCAAAUAAUAUUGAUAUAUAAAUUGGUGUAAUGGAAGCUAACCUCUUGAGCAUCUGAAUUUAUAUCCAAAUAAUAUUUGUAUAAUAUAUUUAUUAUCUGAAUCAAUCAGAAACAGUUUUUACUCUGUUGUAAUAAUUCAACUGUCUGUUAGUACAUAUUUCUUACAAGCAACAAUUAAAUGUUUACAAUUGAUGUAGUUAAUUUUUGAUGACUAGGUAAGAUAUUUUGUAGUCGGGUUUGGGAAAAUACAAACUAUGUACAUGCUGCAAAUGAACAUGUUUUAUCUCAGUAUACUUUAACAUAUAAUUUAAGAAAUCUGUUCUGAUUGGGGGUUUGAACCUUGGACCCUCAGCUCAAUCUAGUGCUCUAAGACCUAUGUUGUGUGCCCUUACUGUCUGAACUACGAGCUUUCAGAUAACUAACCAGAAAACUCUCCAUAUUGACCAUUACACAAUUCUCCUCACUCAAACAAGUUUCAUCUUCAAACUAACUUACGAUCAACCUGGCUUCUUAAGCCACCAACACACACACAUAACAUAACCCAUUCUCUGAAGUUAUUAACACUACAUGAUACAUGGUCAACAAACCAAACCAAUUUAUGAGCCAAGGAUGUAUAUGUAUUGUUUGACUUUCUAUCUAUCCAGCACUCAAGGGUGAGAUAACCAUUUGUUGAAUGUAAAUAUAUCAUAUCAAAAUGUUAAGAAACAUGCACUGACCAGGCCUUGAACCCAGGAUCUUUGGCUCACUUUACUGACCCUUAGUUUUUACAAACUGAGCUUGUAGGUUUCAUGCAUGCAACUCUAUCUCGUCCAUGAUAGUAUAUAUGCUUUGAAAAUUAUCUAACUUUUGCAAUAAACAGUUUUAACUAAGAGUUGUAUGUCAAAUUUAAAAGUUGUGAAAGCUACUGUUUCAUUUUGAUAUAAUGGAAUAAAAACAAGCUUACUAUUUACUUGUGUGAAAGAUAACUUUUUGUUUUCUCAAAAGUUAAUGAUAAACAUUUCAAGUGCUAGAAUAGAGAAGUAGUACUUUCGUAAAUGAUGUGCUUUUAGAAAAAGUUAACUGUAGGAAAAAUUAGGACACAUAGUGAUUAUUGUAGUCUAUAACUAGUUAUAACUUAAAUACUUGUUGUAUACAAGAUAUAAAGCAAAUAUUUUUACUUAUCAUGGAAGAUUGAGUUUUGUUGUUUGUUUUUUAUCUGACAAUAUCAUCAUCGUAUUAACUGUUGGAUUAAGUCCUGUUCUGUACAGAGAAAGCAUUUUUCAUAGAAUGAAGUUUAGCUAAAUUUAUUGUUGUUAAUCUACAUGAAAUAUACUUUAGUAAGUAAGUAAAAUUUUCAUAAUUAGAAUGAAUAAAACAAUUUCAUAACUAACUUUAAACAAAGAAGAAAUAAGUUUAGUAUUUACUACCAGACUUUACUAAUUGCUGUAUAUGGCUAGGCUCUGUAAUGUACAUAUAUGAUUUUGUAUAAUGAAUUAAACAUGUUUUCAAAGUGAA
Molecule: messenger RNA, 7243 nt
Organism: Limulus polyphemus (Atlantic horseshoe crab)
Lineage: Eukaryota; Metazoa; Arthropoda; Merostomata; Xiphosura; Limulidae
Gene: MED24
Product: mediator of RNA polymerase II transcription subunit 24-like
Exons: 2
Coding region: 316-3354 (1012 amino acids)
Cellular component (GO): mediator complex
Molecular function (GO): transcription coregulator activity
Source: RefSeq, a predicted model, not a curated record